Messenger RNA from Microthlaspi erraticum, 1143 nucleotides. The record is from the annotation of a GenBank genome assembly. Lineage: Eukaryota; Viridiplantae; Streptophyta; Magnoliopsida; Brassicales; Brassicaceae.
AUGAAUCGCGAAGACGAACCACCGGAGAAAAAGAAGAAGAAGAAUCCAUAUCCUCCGUCGUGGUUUUUGUCGCUUCCAGAUGUAAUCCUUGUGAACUGCUUAGCCCGCGUGCCGAGAUCGUAUUACCCGAAACUCUGCCUAGUCUGCAAAACCUUUCGCUCUCUAAUCUUAUCCACUAAGUAUAAGCUCUCCGUGGCUCGAUUUCACCUCAAAACACAAGAAGAUGUCUUUCAUGUCUGCUUACAGUUGCCCACUCAGGCUCUUCCCUCCUGGUUCAGUCUCUGGAUCAGACCUGACCAAACCCUAACCAACGACAUCGGUAAGAAGAAGAAGUCUACAAGAAACACAUUGCUGGUACCAACACCUUGUUCGUAUAUUCCUUGUGUGCCAAAGUUCAUCGUUUCGGUUGGCUCAGAAUGUUACGGAAUCAGCCAAAGGAAUGAUCCGUCCUCUGCAUUGUGGAUUCGUAAUCAAGAGACUAACAGAGAGAUCCGCUUGUGGCGUGAAUGCCCCAACAUGAGGGUAGCUCGACGGAGAGCUGUCGCGGGCGUUGUCGAUGGUAAGAUAUACGUAAUGGGAGGCUGCGAGGAGAAUGAAACUGCGAAUUGGGCCGAGGUUUUCGACCCCAAGACUCAAACAUGGGAAUCUCUACCCGACCCUGGCGCCGAGGCCCGCCUCUCUUCGAUUAAAACAGUGGAGGUGUUCGGAAGAAAGCUUUACGUUAGAACUAGAAGCAACGAGAAGAAGGACUAUGCUUAUGAUCCUAGAACAAACCAAUGGAGCUAUUUAGAUAAACCACACGUCAAGUUUUUCGUAAAACGUGUAUGGUUACGUUGUGGUUCACAAAAUUUCUUGUGGUAUGACGUAAAGCGUAAAGAAUGGAGAGUGGUCCGAGGUUUGGCUACGUUAUAUAGAAACUGUCGUGGUAGUGUGAUUCAGAUGGCCAGAUUCCAUGGGAAACUCUUAGUCUUGUGGGACAAGUCUGUGCUUCCUGGUCGUGAAUACAAGUAUAUCUGGUGUGCAAUGGUUGCGCUUGAAAAAACCAAGGAUGGUCAUCUUCGCGGAAAGGUUGAAUGGGCUAAUAUUGUGCUUAAGGUUCCCACUUCUUACGUUUUCUUGCGUACGCUAGUGACUUCGUUUUGA